AUGGUGAGCGCUGCUGCCCCGGGACGGAUGGCGCGCAAGGUGCGCAUCACCGUUGUCGCUGCGGAUGGAUUGUCGAAGCGCGAUGUAUUUCGCCUGCCCGACCCAUUUGCGAUCGUUACGGUGGAUGGCGAGCAGACCCACACCACGUCGGUGAUCAAAAAGACGCUCAACCCCUACUGGAAUGACUCGUUUGACAUCACCGUGAACGACGCCUCGGUAGUUGCCGUGCAGAUCUUUGACCAGAAAAAGUUCAAGAAGCGCGACCAGGGCUUCCUCGGCGUUAUCAACGUCCGCGUCGCAGACGUGAUUGACCUCGAGCUCGGCGGGAAGGCGCUCCUCACGCGCGACCUGAAGAAGUCGAACGACAACCUCGUCGUGCACGGCAAGCUGAUCAUUGACCUAAACACGAACGUCUCUGCGCCGCUGCCCCACGAGAGCGCGUCGUCGCAGGCGCAGGCGGCCCCGGCGCCGGUCCCGGCCGUUGACGUCUCGUCGCCCACGCCGGCUGCUCCGGCGGUCGAGACCGAGGCGCCGCGUGCCACGGCACCGGUUGUCCAGGCGCCGGUCGAGCACACGCGCCCGGACGGCUCGUCGCUCGACCCGGCCGUGCCGGUGGUCGUGUCGCAGGACACGGCCAGCCAGCGCGCGCCGAGCCUCUCGGUCCCGAGCGCAAACGCGCCGGUGGUGAGCCCGGGCGCGACGGCGCUUGCGCGCCACGCGAGCGAGUCGCGUGCGGACGACCAGGGCCCCUUGCCGCAGGGCUGGGAGCGCCGUACGGACCACCUGGGCCGCACCUACUAUGUCGACCACAACACGCGCUCGACGACGUGGACGCGCCCCUCGCACGACGCUGCGACCCAGCGCCAGAAUGCCGAGGUGGACCGCGUGCGCAUGAACAAUAUGGCGGUCGCCGACGACUUCCUUGGCGUGGAAAACGGCCAAGGAAAUGCGGGCGGCAGCCAGGGCGACAAUGCGCCGGUCUCUGCGGCGAGCAGUGCGACGGCCAACGGCUCGGGCCCCCUGCCCAGCGGCUGGGAGCAGCGCACCACGGCCGAGGGCCGCCCCUACUUUGUGGACCACAACACGCGCACCACGACGUGGGUCGACCCCCGCAGGCAGCAGAUCCUGCGCAUCAUGGGCCCCAACGGCAACAACUUGAGCCUGCAGCCGCAGAGCGUGAGCCAGCUCGGCCCCCUGCCGAGCGGCUGGGAGAUGCGUCUCACGUCGACCGCCCGCGUCUACUUUGUGGACCACAACACAAAGACGACGACGUGGGACGACCCCCGUCUCCCCAGCUCGCUCGACCAAAACGUGCCGCAGUACAAGCGCGACUUUAGGCGCAAGCUCAUCUACUUCCGCUCGCAGCCCGCGCUGCGCCCGAUCCCUGGCCAGUGCCACGUCAAGGUGCGCCGCACGCACAUCUUUGAGGACUCGUACGCGGAGAUCAUGCGGCAGCAGCCGAACGAUCUCAAGAAGCGCCUCAUGAUCAAGUUUGAGGGCGAGGACGCGCUCGAUUACGGCGGUGUCUCGCGUGAGUUCUUCUUCCUGCUUUCCCACGAAAUGUUUAAUCCCUUCUACUGUCUGUUUGAGUACAGCGCGCACGACAACUACACGCUGCAGAUCAACCCGCACUCGGGCAUCAACCCCGAGCACCUGAACUACUUCAAGUUCAUCGGCCGUGUGCUCGGCCUGGCCAUCUUCCACCGCCGCUUCCUCGACGCUCACUUUAUCGUGUCCUUCUACAAGAUGAUCCUCAAGAAAAAGAUUCUCCUGUCGGACAUGGAGAGCGUCGACGCAGACUACCACCGCUCGCUGCAGUGGAUGCUCGACAACCCGAUCGAGGGCAUCAUGGAGGAGUCCUUCUCCGCGAUCGAGGACAAGUUCGGCGAGAUGAUCACCGUCGAGCUCAAGCCGAACGGCGAGAACAUCGAGGUCACCGACGAAAACAAGCGCGAGUACGUCGAGCGCAUGAUCGAGUGGCGUAUCGUGACGCGUGUCGAGGAGCAGUUCCGCGCGUUUAUCUCGGGCUUCUCGGAGCUGAUUCCGCUGGAUUUGAUCAACGUGUUCGACGAGCGCGAGCUCGAGCUGCUCAUGGGCGGUAUGUCGGAGAUCGACGUGGACGACUGGAAGCGCUUCACGGACUACCGUGGGUUCAGCGAGCAGGACGACGUCGUGCAGUGGUUCUGGCAGUGCGUCCAAAAGUGGCCCGCCGAGCAGCGCUCGCGCCUGCUGCAGUUCGCCACCGGUACCUCGCGUAUCCCGGUGAACGGUUUCAAGGACCUGCAGGGCUCCGACGGACCGCGCCGCUUCACCAUCGAGAAGUCGGGCGAGGUGAACCAGCUGCCCAAGUCGCACACGUGCUUCAACCGCAUCGACCUGCCGCCUUACCCUUCGAUGGAGGUGCUGGAAAACAAGCUGGUGCUUGCCAUCGAGGAGGGUAUGCGCUUUGGCAACGAGUAA
Malassezia japonica is the source of this 2460-nucleotide messenger RNA. Its product is annotated as HECT-type E3 ubiquitin transferase. Gene Ontology annotation, biological process: protein polyubiquitination; ubiquitin-dependent protein catabolic process. Gene Ontology annotation, cellular component: cytoplasm. NCBI's taxonomy places the organism in Eukaryota, Fungi, Basidiomycota, Malasseziomycetes, Malasseziales, Malasseziaceae. The record is from RefSeq and is a predicted model, not a curated record. Gene Ontology annotation, molecular function: ubiquitin protein ligase activity; protein binding. The coding region runs from base 1 to 2460 and encodes 819 amino acids. The transcript has a single exon.